Molecule: messenger RNA, 1182 nt
Organism: Notolabrus celidotus (New Zealand spotty)
Lineage: Eukaryota; Metazoa; Chordata; Actinopteri; Labriformes; Labridae
Gene: ttc36
Product: tetratricopeptide repeat domain 36
Exons: 6
Coding region: 550-1113 (187 amino acids)
Biological process (GO): cilium assembly
Molecular function (GO): protein binding
Source: RefSeq, a predicted model, not a curated record
GUAUUUCAAACUGAGGCAGAUCCAGAUGGACAAAAGAAACUACUUUCAAAAUGUGACAGUAUGCUGUUUAAAUCUGUGGAACCAAACUUUUGUUCUAAAAUGAAAGCAACGUCUCUUAGAAAUCCUUCAUCACGGUAUGAGAUGUGAGCAGUCUUUUCAAAGAGUGUUUCAUUUGAGUAAUCUUUUGAUUCUGCAGCUAUUAAGACAUCUGGUGUUUCAGAGUCCAAGCAUUGAUCAGAGAAAAUGUUCACCGUACAAAGCAGUCAGUACAUCUCAUAACACCGGAUCUGAGCCGUACGUCUGGAUGGAAUACAGAAACACAACAUUGUUUUAAACUCUGCUGAAGGCAAUGAAAAUUCAGUACAGUUUAUUAUACCUGGUGAUGGAAGUCAGCAGUAUUUGAACCCUGCAGCUGAUUAUCAGGCCAAAACUGACAACUUACCUCCACACUGUAGGCUGACAGAGUGCUUCCAGCCAUUUUCCUCAGGCUGCUGUCCUGGACUGAAGAGUCUUCUCCAGUUUAAAUGUCUACAAACAGACACCGGUAACAUGGCCUCAGCACAUGAUAGAGCUGUACUUCAAGCUAUAUUCAACCCCACCACUCCCUUUGGAGACAUCCCUGGCCUGAACCAAGAGGAGGAAUUAAUUGAUGAUGACACUGGCUUUGACACAGAGUUGCUGAAGCAAGUGAAAGAGUUGGAGAUGCAGGGUGUCACGGCAGCAGAGGCUGGGGAUUUGCAAGCUGCACUUCAACUGUUCAGCCAGGCAAUCCAGAUCUUGCCUCGGAGAGCCUCAGCCUAUAACAACCGGGCUCAGGCCCUGCGGCUGCAGGGGAACACAGCAGGGGCGCUGGAGGACCUGAACCAGGCCAUCUCUCUGAGCAGCACCGCUGGACGAACUGCCUGCCAGGCGCUGGUGCAAAGAGGCCUUUUACGGAGAUUAACGUGCCAGAAUGAUGAAGCCAGAGCAGAUUUUGAGAAAGCAGCUGCACUUGGAAGUGAAUUUGCUCGACAGCAAGCCGUGGCUCUUAAUCCGUACUCUGCCCUGUGCAACAAAAUGCUGUCAGAGGUCAUCAACAAACUACGCAACCCUGAAGUGUCUGAGAUGCAGUAGUUAAUGAAGGCAGUUUGUACUUUAAACCUUUUCUCUGUGAGAUCAAUAAAGCAACUUUUUUUUAGAUUU